AUGAUUCUAGCCUCUUCUGCUUCUUCCUCCUCCUCCCCAGUCCCCUCAAUUCGCUCUCACGAACACUACCCCGCCACUCCUCCGUUCACCAUGGGAUCUACUGCUCUGCCUUACUUGAAGACUAACCCGAAGGUCAUUUUCUUCACUGAUUUUGACGGCACAAUUACUCUGGAGGAUAGCAAUGACCACAUGACCGAUAAUCUGGGCUUUGGCGGGGAAAGGCGCCGUCAGUUGAACAAAGAUGUCCUCGAGAACAAGGUCACCUUCCGUGAUUCUUUCCGGGACAUGCUUGAUAGCGUCAAGAACCCGUUCAAUGAAUGCCUCGAUAUCCUCCGCGCGAACAUGCACUUGGACCCCCAUUUCGCCGAGUUCUAUUACUGGGCCAAGGAGAACAAUGUGCCGAUUGUAGUCUUGUCUUCCGGCAUGGUCCCCGUUAUUAAGACCCUACUAGAAACGCUUCUCGGUCACCCGCUUGACGAUCACCUCACUAUUGUUGCCAAUGAAGUCGAAAGUCGUGAUGGAAGGGAUAUAAACACUCCUGGUGGGUGGCAGAUAAAGUACCAUGAUGACAGUCACUUCGGCCACGACAAGUCUCUGGAAAUCAAGCCAUACGCUGCAGUGCCUUUCGACGAACGCCCUACGCUGCUUUACGCUGGCGAUGGUGUCUCUGAUUUGUCUGCUGCGUCCGAGACAGAUCUUCUGUUCGCCAAGGCUGGAAAAGAUUUGAUUACAUAUUGCGAGCGUGAAGGCAUGCCAUACACUGUCUUCGAGAAUUGGUCUUCCAUCCUUGCCACAACGAAGGAUAUCCUCAGUGGGAAGACCGUUGUGAAGAAGGAGCAGAAGGCUAUAACUCUUUCGUAUUCGUAUCCCUGCUGGCUCGGCACACUUGCCACUCAGCAUGUGACCGCCUACUGGAUUCGACCCUCGGCGCUCGCUCUAUCCUUUACCCCAGAGAACCAACGCCCCUUGGGAAUGACCUGGCCUUCGAACUAG
This is a messenger RNA of Aspergillus calidoustus, 993 nucleotides long. Lineage: Eukaryota; Fungi; Ascomycota; Eurotiomycetes; Eurotiales; Aspergillaceae. The record is from the annotation of a GenBank genome assembly.